This is a messenger RNA of Mercenaria mercenaria, 3172 nucleotides long. RefSeq names its product intraflagellar transport protein 52 homolog. The transcript has 13 exons. The record is from RefSeq and is a predicted model, not a curated record. Lineage: Eukaryota; Metazoa; Mollusca; Bivalvia; Venerida; Veneridae. Gene Ontology annotation, cellular component: cilium; centriole; intraciliary transport particle B. The coding region runs from base 86 to 1423 and encodes 445 amino acids. Gene Ontology annotation, biological process: cilium assembly; intraciliary transport.
CUGCAAUGUACGGAUUCAGUUCCGUGUGAGACAGAUUAUAUACCCGCAAAUUUUACCCAUAAUUCAUCUACAUAUUUUUACAAGUAUGGCGCCUACUGCUGAGGGGAUGGAAGAUAAAGGUCAAAGCAAUAUCAUCCUCUUCAAUGCUACGAAGAAGGAACUGUUUACACCAAGCAGUGGAUUCAAAACAUUGAACAGAAAACUUAGGUCUACUUGGAAGAUCAACAUAAAUAAAGAUGAAAUCACAGAUGAGAAACUGGCAGGAGUUCGGAUAUUUGUGUUGGCUGGUAGUAGAGAAAAGUUCUCUCAAGCUGAGUUUGAUGUGAUGAAACGUUUUAUGGACACUGGAGGCAGUCUUCUGGUUAUGACAGGAGAGGGUGGAGAGACAAGGUUUGAUACAAAUAUCAACUUCUUCCUGGAGGAAUUCGGCAUUAACGUCAAUACAGAUGCUGUAGUGAGAACGUCAUACUACAAAUAUUUCCACCCAAAGGAGUGUUUGAUCUCCAACGGUGUCUUGAACAGAGCUAUAAGUCAAGCUGCAGGCAAGAAUAUAGGGUUUGGUGAUGAAGAAAAUAAUGCCACAGCACUGCAGUUCCUAUAUCCAUAUGGUGCCACUAUCACUGCAAUGAAACCAGCCGUAGCCAUUUUAUCUACAGGAGGAGUCUCAUUCCCUCUCAACAGACCAGUCUGUGCACUAUAUAGCCAUAGGAGUUCUGGCAAGUUGGCAGUGAUGGGAUCAGUACACAUAUUUCACGACCAGUACAUAGAUAAAGAAGAAAAUAGCAAAAUACUGGAUGUUUUGAUACGAUAUUUGACCACAGAUGAGAUAAAACUGAAUGUUAUUGAUGCAGAAGAUCCAGAGAUAUCGGAUUACAAUACAUUACCAGAUGUUUCAAAGAUAUCAGAGAAUCUGAAGACGUGUUUACAGGAGAGUGAUGACAUUCCACGAGAUAUCACCUCAUUGUUUGAUAACUCUCUCUUUAAACUGGAUACCAGUCUAGUCCCAAAGUCUAUCAAAGCUUUUGAACAGACCAAUACCAAGCAUGAACCUCUCACGUUGAUCACGCCACAGUUCGAAACACCUUUACCGCCUCUACAACCAGCUGUUUUUCCACCACAAUUCAGAGAGUUACCUGCCCCUUCCUUAGACUUGUUUGAUUUAGAUGAACAGUUUUCAUCAGAGAAAGUUAGAUUGGCUCAGCAAACAAAUAAAUGCACGGAUGAUGACCUUGAAUACUAUGUACGAGAAUGUGGAGAUAUUCUUGGUGUGACCCAGAAUCUUGCACAGGAAGCACGUGAUGCUAAACAUAUUAUAGAAUACAUCUUUACUCAAGUUGUAGAGUUCAAGAAAUUGAAUCAGGAGACAGAUUUUGAUACGAAUCCAUAUGGAGGUGGGGGAGGUGCUGACAUGCUUGCUAUGUAGUGAAUGGACAUUGUGUUUCCUGACAAAAGUAGACUGUGAUAAUAUUUCCAAUGGCUGGUACUCAGCUUUCAUCAAUCUUAACAGCUGUUUACUGGUGUCAGUAUGCAAGACCUUGAAGAAAAUGCAAAACAAAUUUGUCAGAAACCCAUCUUUGGCAUAUAUAUGUAUUAAAGCACUUUGUGUGGUACACUGUACUCUAGAUUUAAACCAAAUGCAUAUGCACAAUUUUAUGAGUUUCAUCGAUUUUUGCUUUAAGUAAAUAAGGAGUAUCGUUACAUUUUUUUCUAGCAUCAAGAUUUUUCAAGUUUGUGUAAAAGAAUUGCAGUUUGUUAAAUUCAUUUUCUGCAGCAGUUAAAAUUCUUUUGGUAGACAGACUUACUGUGUCAGAGUACUGAUUAAAGUUUGAUUAAUUUAUAUUAUAAUAACAACUGACCAUACUGUUGUGCAGCUAAAAGUCUUUCAGUCUCUUUAUGUUAUUGCCUGUAUAAAGUGUCAAAGAAAUGCUUUUGGACAGAAAAAAUUUGGUCCAUCCACAAAAUAAGAAUAUAAAUUGUAAUGCAUGUACACAUAUCUCACUUUAAUAAGCCAUAAAAUAACGUAAAUCUGAGUUUUCAUGAAGACGUGUUUUUUCGAAAAGAAAAUUCAGAAACUCAAAAUUUGCAAAAAUGAAUCUCUUGCAAAUAGUUUUGAUUUUACAGUGUGUGAUUAGAUACUUUUGUCACAUAAUCAGACCUAUAAAAUUUCGUAUUGAUCCAUUAAAAGGCGUAAAUUAUGUGCUGUCUGACCCUGUUACAUAUACAUUAAAACCUGUCUUAAUCAUCCAGCCAAGGGAGUGAGAAAAAGUUAAUGCAGAUAAUUUAUAGAAUGAAUGACCAUUUUGGGAAAUGAGACACUGGCUGCUUAAGACAGGUUGGCUGCUAAAUAGAGGUGACCGCUAAAGCAGGUUUUACUGUAUCAGUAUGCCUAGCAAGAAGAAGCAGGUUGUAUGCUGAGUUACUGUUUUAGUGGUGUAUUUGGAACAACAAUGUUUUUUUGUUGUUAAUAAGAUGUGACUAAUGAAAGAACUUAGAACGAGCUGUAUCUGUAUUAACAUUAUGUUCAGGUUCAUGCGCAAUGUCCAUGUUGAAUGUGACCAGUUGUGUAAUAAGUACAACGUACCUGAGUUGUAUGACUUAAUGGCAAGUUCUCAUAUAUAAUUUUGUACAUUAUGAAGGGUAUUUGCCUUUUAGAUCUGAGAGACAGCAUUUGUAUGAUUUUAUGUUUUCAUAAUUGUUUAUUUAUUAGUGUAAAUAUUGUAUUUUCACAUACAUGUUAGUUUUUUUUCAUAUCAUUUUUAUAUACAUGUAAUUUGUCCUCAGUUUAUUGUUAGUGCUUGAUCUAGAGGUCGUAAUUCUAAAAUUGUGUGUCCUUUCUCCUGUUUUGGAGAUGCUAAAGUUACUUUCUUAGUAAAAGGUCCAUAUUGUUAUUGAUUUCAAGGAAACAUUGAUACUGAAGAUUUUUCCCAGCAUCUUUAAUGAAUACAGGCUAAGUUUAUGGGCUUAAUAUUUGGUAAACAUUUUUUUUUAUAAAUUUUCAUUGUAUUUUUAGAACUUAAAUUUUAGUUGUAAAUGGCAGAUGUUAUGUUAAUAAUUACUAAGUACAGGGAAGAGGGAAUCUUACCCAGGUCAUAAACUGGUUACUUUAAACAUAUCAUAAUGACAAUUUGUCCGUCCAAAUAUUUCAGAUUUGAAAUUAAAAUUUAUCACUAUC